CGGGUCAUGGCACCAACGCAUGGUCUGACAGCGGGAAGGGUUCUUGGGCCAUACGCUGGCUUCGAUGUCGGCAACAGCGCUCUUGUCUGAAGCAUAAAUAGCGACGUUGAUCUCACUUGAGCCUUCUCUUCCAGACGAGACCAUCGGCAAGGCUACUUGCCCAUUGCCUCUCAUCCAACCGAUGCAUCUCCAACUCUUGAACUCUUGAAACAUGUGUUUUUACGACAUGCACCGAUUCGCUUGUGGCGAUUGGAAGUGGGGCAACUUCCGCCAGCACUGCGCCAAGGAGUACCGCAUGGGCGAAACGUGCGGCAUGAAGCUCGUGAACCACACCAUCCAUGUACCGCAGAAGUGCAAGAUCUGCGAGAAGGUCGAGUGCAAGCAGAGGAAGCGGGCCGCGGAAGUGGACCGCAUCCACCGCUGGCAGCGCGAAGGAAAUAAGUUCCGGGCGUCCAUCGACAAAUCAAUGGACGCGAUUGCCAACAUUGAUGUCGAAAUCCGGAACUUGAACUACGAGAUGGCACGCCGACGCCAACAGAUUGGCGCGCAAGCAUGUACGUGAGUCGGUCGCGAUGGCGCGGGCGUCUGGAGGCCGGUUUCAUAUACACUGGUUUGGGACGUGAUUUGGACGGAGCCCACACUUUUUCUGGCGUUUGUGGACGGAUUGACAGGGAAACGGCCGACGAUUAGGACAGA
Messenger RNA from Paraphaeosphaeria sporulosa, 696 nucleotides. RefSeq lists its product as uncharacterized. The transcript is spliced from 3 exons. The record is from RefSeq and is a predicted model, not a curated record. Lineage: Eukaryota; Fungi; Ascomycota; Dothideomycetes; Pleosporales; Didymosphaeriaceae. The coding region runs from base 212 to 562 and encodes 116 amino acids.